Ylistrum balloti is the source of this 621-nucleotide messenger RNA. Its product is annotated as glutathione S-transferase-like. Gene Ontology annotation, biological process: glutathione metabolic process. The coding region runs from base 1 to 621 and encodes 206 amino acids. The transcript has 5 exons. NCBI's taxonomy places the organism in Eukaryota, Metazoa, Mollusca, Bivalvia, Pectinida, Pectinidae. The record is from RefSeq and is a predicted model, not a curated record. Gene Ontology annotation, molecular function: glutathione transferase activity.
AUGUCUAAAAACUACACUCUUCAUUACUUUGAUGGCCGUGGCCGUGCAGAACUAAUUCGUCUAUUAUUCGCAAUGAAAGAUGUUAAGUUUCAGGACGACCGUAUCAAAUUUGAUGAGUGGCCAAAGCUCAAACCAAAAACGCCUACUGGACAAUUGCCUUAUAUGAUGAUAAAGGAUAAGCCAUAUGGACAAAGUAUAGCUCUGGCCAGGUACUUCGCAAAGGAAUUCGGAUUGUAUGGAAAAGAUAAUCUUUCUCAACUGGCCAUUGACGAAAUCAUCGACAACAUAGUAGAUUUCCGAAACGCCGCAGUUAAAGUGAGGUUUGAGGCAGACGCUGCCGAAAAGGCUAAACUCCAGAAGAAACUCGAAGACGAAACAGGGCCUGCGUUCCUGACGAAAAUGAGCACGAUAUUAACUGAGAAUAAAACUGGCUUCCUUGUCGGCUCUGCGUGCACGGUGGCUGACCUGGCUUUGUUCGAUAUCAUGAGCGGUAUGGCAAAGCAGCCCAAUUCAUCAAAGGCCUUUGCUGUGGCACCAAACGUCAAAACCCACAUGGAGAAGAUCCAGGCUAUUCCCAAUAUAAAAGCGUGGGUGGCUAAAAGACCAGAUACAGAGUUUUGA